AUCAUGUUGUCCUCCCUUCUCAGCCUCCUCGCUCUCAGCGCCUCCCUCAUCUCCGCCGAAGAGAGCAUCCCCUACAAGCUCAAAACCGAAUCCGACAGCACAUUCCUCUACAUCACCCCCAUCGACGACUGCAAAUACAAAGUCUCCGCGACCGGCUACUCCGGCGCCGGCUCCAAAUUCCACUGGACGGAUACCCAGAACAUCAACAACUCCACCAUUGUGGCGACCGACUAUGGUCCCAACGCCCUGCUGGACGUCUACGCCGUGCGACGCCCGGAGUCGUUGGGUAUGGCGCAAGUUUUCGUGCGCACGAACAUUAGCGAGGAGGAGAGGACGUUUACGCAGCAGAUCAGUAUUGCCGACUCGCAGUUGAGGUAUGGAGGGUAUGAGGGGGUGCCUUAUGUGUUUUUCUUCUGCAACACGGAGGUGACGGAUGAUUUUGUGGAUCUUCCUCAUACGCUGUUCAUCAGGAGGUCGGACAUUUGCUUGCCAGAGGGAUGCUGGGAUACUGUGCUGGACCUUACCAGCCAGGGAUUGAGAGGCAACUCGUAGAUGAUCGACAUGGCGAGGAUCCCGUGAGGCUGGUGAAUACCAAUGAGGCGCUCGGGAUCAUCGCUACAUCCGUCUCGACAGUGGACGAAGCUCAUCGUUCCUACCGCUUCUUGCUUCC
This is a messenger RNA of Zymoseptoria tritici IPO323, 670 nucleotides long. RefSeq lists its product as uncharacterized. The transcript is spliced from 2 exons. Bases 4 to 552 code for a protein of 182 amino acids. NCBI's taxonomy places the organism in Eukaryota, Fungi, Ascomycota, Dothideomycetes, Mycosphaerellales, Mycosphaerellaceae. The record is from RefSeq and is a predicted model, not a curated record.